AUUCCAGCAUGCAUCACAACACUUUUUCGAUCUAUCAGCGAGAACCAACGAAAGGUUAAACACUGAAUAUUUCGAUAAAAAGGUUCAAUAUUAUGUGCCCAGUUUUGGUGUAUGAUCUCUGUGCAUUAUGCCUUUUUAUUUGCCUCUUUCGAUUGUCCAAAUCGUGUGAACCUGGACAAUAUCUAGCUUUAUUCUUAGAUGAAGCUUGUCAUCCCUGCCCGGAUAAAUUGGAAAAUUGUGAAUACCAAGGAAUGGACGCUAAGGAAUGCGAGGAUUCUUGUAAAUUCUUAUUUUCAACGUCUGUUUCAUCGAUUACCAGAAUGGGUACAUCGUCAACAAGUACAAAAUACGACAUUAUGACAACCAGUCCUAAACUUUCAAGUCUCAAGAGAAUCUUGACCACAAAAAACGGUUACAAACUCCCGAAAAAAACCCAUGCAGAUACAAAAGGAUAUCUAUCUACGUCCAGUGAAAUUCAUAGCGAUGAGACGUCGACCACUUCUCACUCAGAACAUAAAUGGAUCAUACCUGUUUCAGUUACAACACCUACGAUCGUCGUCUUGUUGGUGAUAUUAGUCAUCUUUAUACGUAAGAAUGCACGAAAACGGAAAAAGAAUCAGUGGGGAUCAGAAAAAAAUUUUAAUGCUUUCCCAAACAGUUACAACUGAAGACAGUCGUACAUAUUUUAAGAUCUCAAGGAUUUUAUCUUACAGUUCAGAAAUAAGAUUUUAGACAAAAAAAAAGAAAAAAAAAUCUUCAAUAGUUUCUACAAAUAGUUAGCACUUAUAUACUUAUUAACACUUGUAAUAACAAACGGCAAUUUUGGUGAGGAUAUGUUACACUAGAUUAUAUGCUGCACUUGUUGUCUGAAAAUACAUUACUUGUUUAUGCCAUAAAUUCAGAACACGGCACUUUGAAAUACAUAUAAUUAGAUUAAAAGUAAGCUUCUGCAA
Xenia sp. Carnegie-2017 is the source of this 953-nucleotide messenger RNA. RefSeq lists its product as uncharacterized. The record is from RefSeq and is a predicted model, not a curated record. The transcript is spliced from 2 exons. Bases 93 to 668 code for a protein of 191 amino acids. Lineage: Eukaryota; Metazoa; Cnidaria; Anthozoa; Malacalcyonacea; Xeniidae.